AUGCUAGAAAGGGAAGUUAAGAUCGCCAAGUCCAUGGCAAAUGACAUAAUCAUCCCAGACCCUGCUCCCAAGUUUGUGGGUGAUGCCUUCUUGGACAUAUAUGCCAAAUUGGAGCACAUCCUUGUAAAGGAUAGUGUCCGGUGCUUCCUCCGAUUUUUCGAGAACUGUGAAGGCCAGGGCAUGUCUUCUUAUCUUACCAUCACCGCACAAACCUUAACCUUCAUUGUCAGUUUCAAUGCCCUGCGAUGUGCAAAAGUCGUAUUGGAGGGCAUGGCACCUGAGCUCUAUGGGAUGCACGCCAAUCCCAACUGCAUAAACAAAUAUGGAUACUUCGUGCUCCAUGAAGCUGCUGAAAGGUUCUCUGUUGACAUGAUCAAGCUGCUUUUACGCCAUGGUGCAUCAGCCAAUGUGCGCACAGUUGGCAAUGAUGUCAUUGAGAAUCUACUCCCGCUCCAUGUCGCAGUUGAGAAUACUUGCCUGCAUAAGUAUCUGGAGGACAAUCUGGAGGACAAUCCUUCUCGCAGCCAGAAUCAUGAGGAUUAUGUCUACAAGCUUAUUCAUCUGCUGUGUCUACCUGAAAUGAAGAUCUUCUUGGACACAAUUAGACUGCUUGCAGAGAAAACAAAUAAUCUACUCGAAGAGCUCUGGAAUUAUAUUGAGGAUGGAAAAAUUAUCCAGUCUGCUGUUCUACUACUGGCUGCUCAAGAGCAGAUCCGUGGGGUUAGUUCUUCCAAGAUAAAUGGCAGUAGUAAGAAAAAUGGGUUUGAAAUCAUCGAGAAGUGUAUAACGAGGCAUUCAUAUGCCUUGAGAAACGAGAAAGGUUCACUUGGAAUGGCACAGGAGCUUCUGGAGGAAAGGAAGACGCUUAACGAUUGUGCAUGGCUGCUUGUUGAUGUAAUUUCCCAUGCCGGUGAAGAUCUUUCUGCAUACAUUCAAGCGCAUUCUGUGGUGUCCCAUGUGGAGGUCUUUCAACAUGUUUCAUCUAUUCUCAAGGAGUGUGGAUUUUGCCCUACUGGAGAUCUUAUGGACACUAUAAACCUCCAGCCUUAUGACUGCAGAAAGUCAAACGGAGAGUCAUGCAAAGGGCUUACAGAUGCAAACAUGGCAGUUAUGGAAUCAGCCAAGCUGAAUGCUGCAGAGAAGAAGGCUGUGAGAAAGAAAGUAGGCGGAGGAUGGGAUCCCACGUAUACAAAGAGAAGCUUUUUCCCAUAUUGGAGAUCAGUGUUACAAACUCGGGUUCCUUUGAAGGUGUAUCCAGCCCAUGCAAGCUCAGAUCCUAGGUCUCGUGUUAACCAUGGACAACUCCAUGUCUCUCUGAGUAACUCAAUAGCCAAUGGAUCUACAACAACUCCAAAUCAUAAACUUGGUCCAGUGCGAAGAACCUCGCCACUUACAAGCAAUAAUCAACCCAGAAGGUGCUUUGUCACUGCUGCUACUGGUGCAUUCAGGCUCUUGAAGGUGCUAACGUAG
Molecule: messenger RNA, 1470 nt
Organism: Triticum urartu
Lineage: Eukaryota; Viridiplantae; Streptophyta; Magnoliopsida; Poales; Poaceae
Source: RefSeq, a predicted model, not a curated record